AUGGCUGAAAAGGAAAAUCUAAGGCUCAAAUUCGGUAGACCAGGUGUUGAUACAUGUGUACAGCAUGAAAUAGAUUCUCCUGUUGUCCAGAUAUUAUUUUUAGUUAACGAGGGGGCCUUAGUAACAGUUUGUGUUGAUGACAGUAUUCAUCUUUGGAAUAUUCGACAAAAGCAGCCAGAAAUUGUGCAUACUCUCAGGUUUCAAAAAGAACGGAUCACAUAUGCUUGUCUCCCCUUUCAUAGUAAAUGGUUAUACAUUGGCACUGAGCGAGGAAAUGUUCACAUUGUCAAUGUGGAAUCUUUUGUUUUAUCUGGCUAUGUCAUAAAUUGGAAUAAAGCAGUUGAAAUUUCUAGAAAGUCACAUCCUGGAAUUGUAGUCCAUUUAAGUGACAAUCCUGUUGAUCCAAACAAGCUACUUAUUGGAUAUGAAAGUGGCACUGCUGUGUUAUGGGAUUUAAAGAAUAAAGCUGCAGAUUGUCGAUUUCAGUGUACAGAGCCAUUAAAAAGUGCUUCCUGGCAUCAUGAAGGAAGACAGUUCAUGUGCAGUUAUGGUGAUGGAAGCCUUAAAACGUGGAACAUAAAAAAUUCAGCCAAGCCUGAAUCUGUUAUGUAUCCCCAUGGUAUGCUUAAAUAUUUUACUGCGUUUUCAUUUUUUAUGCAAAGUUUGUGGCAUUGGAUGCAGAAUUAAAAAAUGUAUGAUAUUUGACAAAUGUGAAGAAAUUUCAGUACUUAUUUAUUUUAUUCAGUGUGUAAUAAAAUAUGAUUUAGGAUGUGUUAAAAGAGUGGCAGCAAUUGAACUGUAUUAUGUUUAUUUUGGCUUCUAAAUGUUAUUUCAAGUGGUUGGCUACUUUACAGAAAGAGCAAUCAUAUUAACUAGCUAAUAUUUUAGAAAAAGGUAUUCAUAUAAGCCUUUGCUUUACAUUACAACUCCUAUCCAUAUAUGAGUUUUCCCCCAAUUAUUAAGCAUUGCCGUUUGUGUUUGUACUUCUUUCAAUGGUUAAGAAAUCAUUCUUGUAAACUGUAGUUUGUGAAAAUAAACAUAGUUGAAGUGUA
Molecule: messenger RNA, 1052 nt
Organism: Stegodyphus dumicola
Lineage: Eukaryota; Metazoa; Arthropoda; Arachnida; Araneae; Eresidae
Gene: Tomosyn
Product: syntaxin-binding protein tomosyn
Biological process (GO): exocytosis; Golgi to plasma membrane transport
Cellular component (GO): plasma membrane; cytoplasm; SNARE complex
Molecular function (GO): myosin II binding; syntaxin binding; GTPase activator activity
Source: RefSeq, a predicted model, not a curated record